CUCUGUGUGUGUGUGUGGUGCAAGUUGGGACAAGGCUGGGUGUGUUCCUGGAGUUGCGGCGGUGUGAAUCAUAGUGUCUUCGUGAUUGCUACAACUAAAUUAUUUUGUGCAGACAGGAGGGCAGACUGUAAUUAUACAGGGGGUCAGAGUGUAGAUGACCAUCUGACAAAAUUAGUUCUUGAAAGGAUGCUGCUGUUUUUCCUAGGAUUUGCUGUGGUGGGAGUAUCCCUGGGUUACAUAAUUGUGUGCUUCUUCAUUCCCUGGCUAGUACAGUUCAGUGGCCCUUCUAUCCUGAUUUGGAAUGAAGUCAUUCUGGAGCCUGCAAUGGACUGGCUUAAAGGAUCUUCAAAACCCCAGCGUAUGCUCAGUUAUGUGCAGAGGUAUUCAAAGAGAGGAGAUCCUGACAGCGUUAUCAGCACUAUUGACAUCUUCUGUCGCUCCAAGGAGUGGGCAAUGAAUGUUGGUGAUGAAAAAGGAUUGAUUCUGGAUAAGCUGAUUUGUGAAGCAAAUCCUUCAAUUGUCCUAGAGUUGGGUACAUACUGUGGAUAUUCAUCCUUGAGAAUAGCUCGCCUACUACGUCCUGGAGUACGCCUUUACACAAUGGAGAUUAACCCUGCCUAUGCUAAAAUUGCAAAGCAGAUGAUUGCCUGGGCUGGACUGGAGAACAAAAUACAAGUCCUAGAGGGACCCUCUGGUGACCUGAUUCCACAGUUAAAGAAAAAACAUGCAAUUGAAAAGUUUGAUUUAAUUUUCAUUGACCACUGGAAAGAUCGCUACCUUCCAGAUACCAAACUCCUUGAGGAAUGUGGCCUAAUUGGAAAGGGCACAGUCUUGAUAGCAGACAACGUCGUUUUCCCAGGGGCACCAGAUUACUUGGAAUAUGUGAGAAACAGCCCCCACUACAGCAGCCAAUACUUCAAAUCCCACCUGGAGUACAUCAAAAUUGAGGACGGCCUUGAAAAGUCAGUUUUUCUUGGAUAACAACUUCCAGAGACAGCCUCCAUUACCCAUAACAAUAUGUUCUUAAGCUUUAAUCUUUUAUAUGCUUUUAAUAACUGUUUUUAAAAUUCUUUCUGAUAAAACGUGCAAGUUGUAAUUUCAAUAGAUCUGAAUUAACUUUUUGUCUUUUAUAUGAGGGUAUUUGUUGUCUGCUCAUGGUAUUCUUAAAAAAGAAGACUAACAUCAAAAUGGUGGCUAAUGCAAAGUUAAACACCCUAUUGUUAUUUUACUAAGUUCUGUAUUUUGCAUGUUAUACAGUAUUUUUUCCUUUGUUGAGUAGUAAACUGGUAAUAAUUGACGUUUUUUCUAUCAGCAUUUAACUUUAUUUUUGUAAUUCUAGUAAUGAAAGGCAGUGUACACUUUUAUGAAAGCUAAAGAUGAACUGAGAGCACAGCUAGUUUGCUCAUACAUAUACCACAGGAGACUCACAGGAGACUGUGUGGCAGCUCACAGAAAUGAAAAUUUCUUGCCUGAAUCUGGAGAAUUAUAUUUUAUAGUAAAUGUAGAUAUUUCAAAAUA
Molecule: messenger RNA, 1518 nt
Organism: Polypterus senegalus (gray bichir)
Lineage: Eukaryota; Metazoa; Chordata; Cladistia; Polypteriformes; Polypteridae
Gene: comta
Product: catechol-O-methyltransferase a
Exons: 5
Coding region: 187-981 (264 amino acids)
Biological process (GO): developmental process; catecholamine catabolic process; dopamine metabolic process
Molecular function (GO): catechol O-methyltransferase activity
Source: RefSeq, a predicted model, not a curated record